CAGACUAAUAUCACACCGUCUAAUAUCAAUAUCCAGUCAGUCCAUAAUUAAUAUACUCAACAUCAUAGACUAAUACCACUACAUCAAACCAACUCUCACUCUAAACCCUAAAAAAUAUUCACACCAUCCAAACUAAUAUCGCACCGUCUCAAACCAAUAUCCAGUCAUUAAAAAUGUAAUAUCUCGCUAUCACAGUCAAAUAUCCACAAUACACAUACUGAUAUCUGACCGUCGCAAACUAAUAUCUCACUACACAGACAAAAUAUCGAACCACCAUACAUUGUCUUCUAAACCACCAACCCUAAACUCUAAACCCUAAGUAGGGAAACUGAAUGUAGUUGUAAUUAGUUGGGGGGUUUUUUAAUUAUUUUGGUGAAAAAUAAACAUUAGCUUUGUGAUGUAAAAAAUAUAAUCAGAAGGUCUAAUAGGAACAACCAUGCAGACUAAUAUCCAAAUAAAGGAAACAAAAAAUAUAAUCACGCAAAACUAAUAUUUUGUUACAUAACGGGCAAAAACUAAUAUCCGUCCUCUAUCGAACAAAUACCCAUUCACCCCAAAACAAACAUAUGUCCUUUAUCGAGCAAAUAUCGGUGGCGCCCAGACUAACAUCCAUCCAUUCCAGAUAUAAUAUCCAUUCUUGGGCGAACAAAUAUCAUUGACACCCUGACUAAUAUCUAACCACUUAAAUUAAUAUCUGAAAUCAUAAACGGACUAAUAUCAGACCUACCAUGACAAAAAAAAACUUCAUUUUCAGAUGGUUUCCUCGGUGUUAUCUUCAUCCUCAGACAAACACCCAUAUCGCCCAUACAAAUACCCAUUCACCCCAAAACAAAUAUACGUCCUUUAUCGAACAAAUAUUCGUGGCUCCCAGACUAACAUCCAUCCACACUAAAACUAAUAUCCACUUUUUAACGAACAAAUAUCCUUAACAACCUAACUAAUAUCCAAUCACACAAAAUAAUAUAUGAAAUCACAAACGAACUAAUAUAAAGGUCUGGAAGACACUCACACUCAUACUACUAUUGAUUCAUUGGCCUUCGGCCAAUGGGCCCUCGGCGGGCAGCCCUAACUAAGGUUGCAAGCCUUAUGUGUUAGGACUUGAUAGUGUGUUUAGUUUUGAUGGAAGACACAAUUAAAUACUCAAGAUCUCUCCCAUGUGAAAAUUUAUCAAAAGCAACAAAAGUAGCAGAUUGUGGGCCAUGCUUUUCUCUCUCUUUUGUCAACUCUGACGGAUAUUAGUUCGUGCACUUUUGGAUAUUUAUUUGUCUCGGUUGGAUACAAGUUAUUUCAGCGGCUCCCUCUCUCAAUCCCGCCCAAAUUAAAGGUGGACCCAAGCCACCUUUUUCAGCUUGAUCGGCUGGGCCGGCUUGUGCAAAAAACCCUAUAAAUAGCUCACUUAAAUGAGCCAUGGCUGGGCUGACCUCCUCACCCUUAGAUUAGAACUGGGCCUAUGUAGACAAAUUUGGGCCUUGUGAGUAUCUACUCACAAAAAACCUUGUGAGCAGAUUAACUUUUGCGAGUUUUGGUGGAUGAAGAACUGAAAUAACACAGCUGAAUUCCUUACUCGUCUUCCUCCGCGACGGCAAUCCAUUUCCUAGACCCUAAUCCCCCAUUUUCGUCUUCCGUAUAUGGAGCUCUGAAUCCGCCAUAAGAGUGACUGAUUAUCGUGCUCCCCUAAAUCGCCGCUCUUCUAUCCUUCAGUAUCAGUGCCAGCAUGGAAAUGGCGGCUCUCCAUUUGCCUUCGUUUUCGAUUCAGCCAUCUCCGACAUUCGCAAAGCACUGUGUAUCUCCCCACGCAACGCAGCUCAGGGCCGGAUUCGUGAUUUUCCAAUGUCCGUCGAGGCGAAAUCCUCCGAAAUCUGGUUCCCGGAUGAUUGGAUUCCGAUUACUGAAAGCAGUGAGCGAUUCAGUUAGCUCGGCUGAAGGAGCAGCAGCUGAUUCUCAAGACGAGGAGGUUGUUACUAGUGACAGCGCUGACGAUUUCCCGGCUGAUUCUGAGGACGAGAAGGUUGUUGUGACUAGCGAUAGCUCUAACGAUUUCCCGGCUGAUUCUGAGGAUGAGAAGGUUGUUGCUACUAUCGACAGCGCUAACGAUUCGCCGGAUUCCAAAACCCUUGUCGUCGUCGCCAAAUUGCAGGCGGCAAUUUCCCCUCUUUCUCCAUUCAUCUCUUCGAUGAAAACAUAUGCUGGAUGUAAUAGCAAAGCAAUCUGGUUAUCCACUGCUACUGCAAUUUUCUUGUUCAUCGCUGUGAGAGUCUAUGUUGGGAUGACCCAAAAAUCAAAGCACAAUCGUCCAGGAACUGUGGCUGAUCUCGUCAGACGUGGGCAGCUGAGGUCUGAUAGAAGAGCACAAGGCAUCUCCAGUCUGAAGUAUGAAGACCCAUUCAACAAUCCGUAUGUGAAACUCGGCAAGAGCAACUCGACUGUGGAGAUGUGUGGCAAGGUUUAUAAGCUGUCCCCAGUUACACUCACCAAGGAAGAGCAAGCUAUCCAUCAGAGGAGGAGGUCGAGAGCUUAUCAGUGGAAGAGACCGACGAUGUUCCUCAAAGAAGGCGAUUCGAUACCACCUGAUGUUGAUCCCGAGUCAGUUAGAUGGAUCCCUGCAAACCAUCCUUUUGCGACUACUUCCAGUGAUAUCGAUGAAAGCUUAGCUCAAACUAAUGUGUAUCAAAAGCACGGUGUCCCAUUUCGUAUUCAGGCUGAGCAUGAGGCACUACAGCGGAAACUCGAAGGAUUGCAACAGGAUCAAAAGCUCAAUAAGUUCUUCAUUGACAGUGACAACGCUAAAGCGUACGAGAGAUCAUUGAAGUUGCAUCCCAAGUCUAAUGAAGCCAUGGAUCAGAAUCCCUCGGCGAAUCAAGAUGGGAACUCGAGUCCCUCCAGCUCUAACAGCUUGUCGAGUUCCUUCAACAGCACUGCACCCUCUGAUGAACUGCAGAAACCAUAAGUAGCUUUUGCCAUUUUGUUUGUUUGCAACCCACUUUCCACCUUGGUUGCUAUAUGAAGCAGAAGUGUAAUCCUAUCAAGGGUGUAUCUCACUUUUAUAUGCGACUUCAGCUUCGCUACUUUGCUCAGUUGUACAGCGGUGAGAAAUGUAAAUUUGAAAACCCAGUGAUUUGUUUUUGCUUGUUGCAAUUUGAAGUUGUGGGAGAAUAAUCUUCAGUAUUGUGGAACCAGCAAAGGCUCUCUGUCAAUGAUACAACGUCACCUCAAUCGAUUAAUCAGGCUCUAUUAACUUUCACCUAUACUACUACCUUCUGCCUGAGAUAUCAAUCAGAAGCAUGGCGAUGGCAUUGCAUGGAAGCAUCAGCAGAGUCGUGAAGGUGAUGAGGAGCGAUGCAGAUUCCGAACUGAUUCCCAAGUUUGAAAGAAGAACUUCUACUCCUGCUUCUUCAGGGAUUUGGGGGUAUAGUAAAGAACUCCAUUUAUACCAGAAAACUGCAAAAAAAGAACACACACAAUUCAGCCAAAGAAACAUCAAAAGGAGCUUGAAAACACAUCAAUCAAUACCCGCUGAAUGAUCUGAAUCCCCAUGCCGACUAACAGUGCAGUCUUGACUCUUGACCCCCUGGUCGAGCAAAUCAGCCCAAACCGGUCCUUUACCAGCAGUCUCACAAGGAUGAACCAUGGCCGGGACCAACCGGAUGCUGCUGAUGGAGGUACACUCUUUUAAACCCUUAUUUCUUCCUAAACUGUACAAGGUUCUUCCAAAAUAUACGGCUUUUCGGGUGUAGAUGAGUACCUAUAUAUCGUAAAAUGAAGUGAGUACUCCAUGAGUGGAUACAUAAGAAUCAAAAUCUGUCGAAUUGUUGGGUGUCUCUGGGUUUACCAUUGGUCCAACCCACUAAUCUAGUAUUUGAAAAAUAGUAUCAUAAUAGCGAUUCGUCCGAAAAAACGUUCUAUCGGAUCCCGUUGAUGCGUUGGUGAGGGACCUUAUGGACGAGGAGUUGGAAAGGUGGGAUGAAACAGUUUUAGAGAGCUGCUUUACCACAGAAAUGGUAAACGCCAUCCGUCAGAUUCCUUUUCGCGACCCUAUGGAAGCUGAUAAGAUGAUUUGGGCGUCGAGUAGGGAUGGAAAUUAUACAGCUAGGGAAGGAUACAGAAGGUGGUGAGCGGAGUUUUGUACUUAGCAUGGGAUUACGCCGAGGGGGGACCCUACGCUAUGGAAGUGUCUGUGGGCACUAAAUAUCCCGCCGAAGGCGAGAAUUUUCUUGUGGCGUUUCGUGUAGGAGACCUUGGCGACGGGGGAACGAGUAAGUCAACGGAGCCAACGUAGGAGUGAUAUUUGCCCCUUUUGCAACCAAGAGGAAACACAAGUACACUUGUUUAGUGAAUGCUCGUGGACAUCCAGAUUGUGGCGAGUCUCUCAAGUCCGCCACUGUUUUGAGUUGAGGGGACAAUCAACAUGUAUGGAAUGGUUCAAGAAGGUAGUGGCCACAGUUUCGCCUAGUGAUAUUGAGGAUUGGAGUUGGUCUUGUGGUCGUUAUGGAAAGAAAGGAACGCACAUUUAUUUAAUGAUGCUAAGAUGGACGAGGCUUACAUUAUUCCUCGAGCCAUCUCUUUUCUUGACGAGUACAGACAGCAUCAAGCGCGCGAGGUGGGUACAGGUGGGACGCCAGCUGUGAAGAAGUGGACAAAGUCUCCUGCAGGUAGGGCUGCAAAUGAGCCGAGCUGCUCGCGAGUGGCUCGACGUUCGACUCGAGAAAAGCUCGUUCGAAACUCGACUCGUUAAUAAACGAGCCGAACACGAGCUCACCUUUGUUCAGCUAGCGAGCUAGCUCGACUCGGUGGCUUGUUGAGCUAAACUCAUGAGCUGGCUCGUUUAGAGCUCAUGAUAUGUCUUGACAUGUGGCUAGAGAGCCAACUCGAUUACCAACUUAUGGACGAAUCAAUCUAUAUCUUAUGA
This is a messenger RNA of Linum trigynum, 4906 nucleotides long. The record is from the annotation of a GenBank genome assembly. NCBI's taxonomy places the organism in Eukaryota, Viridiplantae, Streptophyta, Magnoliopsida, Malpighiales, Linaceae.